AUGCAUAAUAUCUCAACCAACCCUGAAUUGACAUGCCGGGUAAGUCAACCUAUCUAUCUAUCUAUCUAUCUAUCUAUCUAUCUAUCUAUCUAUCUAUCACAUUAUAUUCAUUAUCUAUCUAUCUAUCUAUCUAUUAUGUUCAUAUGUACCUAUAUCUAUCUAUCUAUCUAUCUAUCUAUCUAUCUAUCUAUCUAUCUAUCUAUCUAUCUAUCACAUUAUCUAUCUAUUAUGUUCAUAUCUACCUAUAUCUAUGUUCAUAUCUAUCUAUCUAUCUAUCUAUCUAUCUAUCUAUCUAUCUAUCUAUCAUGUUCAUCUCUAUCUAUCCAUAUUCAUAUCUAUCCAUAUUCAUAUCUAUCAUGUUCAUAUCUAUCUAUCUAUCUAUCUAUCUAUCUAUCUAUCUAUCACAUUAUAUUCAUUAUCUAUCUAUCUAUCUAUCUAUUAUGUUCAUAUGUACCUAUAUCUAUCUAUCUAUCUAUCUAUCUAUCUAUCUAUCUAUCUAUCUAUCUAUCACAUUAUCUAUCUAUUAUGUUCAUAUCUACCUAUAUCUAUGUUCAUAUCUAUCUAUCUAUCUAUCUAUCUAUCUAUCUAUCUAUCUAUCUAUCUAUCUAUCUAUCUAUCAUGUUCAUCUCUAUCUAUCCAUAUUCAUAUCUAUCCAUAUUCAUAUCUAUCAUGUUCAUAUCUAUCUAUCUAUCUAUCUAUCUAUCUAUCUAUCUAUCUAUCUAUCUAUCUAUGUAUCAUGCUCAUAUCUAUCUAUGUUCAUAUCUAUCUAUAAUGUUCAUAUCUAUCUAUCUAUCUAAUGUUCAUAUCUAUGUUCAUAUCUAUCUAUUAUGUUCAUAUCUACCGCUAUCUAUGUUCAUAUCUAUCCAUCAUGUUCAUAUCUAUCUAUGUAUCUAUAUUCAUAUCUGUCUACUAUGUUCAUAUCUAUCUCUCUAUCUAUGUUCAUAG
Messenger RNA from Acanthosepion pharaonis, 945 nucleotides. NCBI's taxonomy places the organism in Eukaryota, Metazoa, Mollusca, Cephalopoda, Sepiida, Sepiidae. The record is from the annotation of a GenBank genome assembly.